This is a messenger RNA of Pelmatolapia mariae (spotted tilapia), 3836 nucleotides long. RefSeq names its product trafficking protein particle complex subunit 14-like. Gene Ontology annotation, biological process: cilium assembly. The record is from RefSeq and is a predicted model, not a curated record. Bases 72 to 1745 code for a protein of 557 amino acids. Gene Ontology annotation, cellular component: TRAPPII protein complex. The transcript is spliced from 12 exons. Gene Ontology annotation, molecular function: alpha-tubulin binding. Lineage: Eukaryota; Metazoa; Chordata; Actinopteri; Cichliformes; Cichlidae.
UCGGUGGGCGCUUUCAGUAAGCUGCUGUUCAGGCGCAGUGAAAUGCAGAGGCAGAGUCAGCCAACGCCACGAUGGAGUCACAAUACAAGUUUUUUAUGUAUUUUCCUGUCGCCCAAAUAUCGAGUUUAUCAGACGCAGCAAACUACACAACGCUUCCUCAGCGAAAGAACGUCUACCUCGGGGAGACGCUCCAGUUUCUGCUGGUGUUGCGGUCUCGGGGCUUAACGGACAGGGACGAUGGUGCUCUGUCUUGGAAGGACCUGGGGGGUUCUUUGUGCGCUCUGGCGAGCGUGUGCGCCGCGGAGAGCUGGCGGCAGACACCGGCUGAGCAGUGUGACCGCAUGAGCAGCUGCAGUGAAGACAGCGAGGAUGUAGAGUCCGAGGAUGUAGAGUGUAGGACCGCAGAACAGAGCGGAAGAAGACUGGGGGACAAGCAGACCUUCACACAGUGUAACCAACUUGUCAGUCAUAAAUGCUCACCCAGCAGUGCAGCGAUGCACAACGAGACAGAACAAGCCAAGUCUGCUUGGGUGUUGGAAGACCAGCUUAUCUUCUGUCUCACUGUCUCUUUGGACAAGCUGCCAGUCAGUACACGUAAAGCCAAGAUUGUAGUCACUGUGUGGAAGCAGAUGGAGGAAAAUGCAGAAUUAAGGGAGCUUGGCUACCUGACUCUGCUGCAGUUUAGGAGUCCAACCUGCACCUUCAGACAAGAUCUUAGUUCCUUCAAGACACAAGUCAGCACUACUCUGGAUGUUCUUCCACCUCCCAGUGUCCAGUGUCGACAGAUGACUGUUUCUGGAAAACAUCUGACCGUCCUCAAGGUGAUGAACUGCAGCUCACAGGACAGAAUGUGUGUCAAAGAUGUGAAGAUUCUUCCAAACUAUAACUCGUCUUACCUUCCCAUGAUGCCUGAUGGCUCAGUUCUCGUAGUCGACAACGUCUGCCACCAGUCAGCGGAGAUCACCAUGGCUUCAUUCUGUCGGAUAGACAACAAACCAUCACAUCUACCUUGUAUGCUCAGUGCCCUGGAGGAGCAGACCUUCAUGUUUCAGCUGCAGCUACAAGAGAAAGAAGAACAGCAAUCCAGCAAGGGUUUGGAAGUCCCAUUGUUGGCUGUCCUACAGUGGCACAGUCCAGUACAUCCUGCCAUGAGAUGCAUCUCUACUUGUUACUCGAUACCCAGUGUUCACUUAAAUCGUCCAGAGUUGGUGAUGAUGGCGUCCUGCCCAAGGACCGUCAGGCCUCAACAACACUUCAGGGUGAAAUAUACACUGCUCAACAAUUUGCAAGAUUUCCUCGCUGUUCGUCUGAUCUGGAAUUCAGAGGGAGGAAGUCAGCAGGAUCCCAGUGUGGGAGCGGUUGUGUGCCAGUCUCCACUCAACAACCUGGGCCAGUGUGAGAAAGGCUCCAUACUGUCCUUCACUGUGGCCUUCCAGAUUCUCAAAACUGGGAUUUUUGAGCUGAGCCAGCAUAUGACGUUUACAGCUUCUGUGCCCGCACCGCCCACGGAGCCUCAGUCACCUUUGAAAAACACCUUGGGAGGACACCUGAGCCGAUUAAAGAGCUUCCCCCACCACCAGCCAUUUUGGUCAGUAAAUCUCAGGUCAGGCGCUGUGGCGGAGCUCCAGACAACAACCUCUCCUGCAGGAACUGUUAAUCGAGCCCCUCACCUGUCCCCCGAUCCCAGCUUUGUUUCACUGGUAAAAAUAGCCAAGAGAGAGUGUAAGGUGCUAGUGCUGGAAUGAAUCAAAGAUGUACACAAAAGGUGAUCUGGACUGUGGGAGCUUAUGACAAAAGCAUCACUGUCCUGUGGCUGUGCUUCAACACAGAGCAGCCGUCAGAUCUUUGUCUUCAUCCCAAGAAGAAGCAACAAUCAUACUAUAAUAAAUGCUAAAGAUGGAGUCAGUGAAUGAGGAAUGAAACAUGAAUCAGAGGACUGGUGCUGAUGAGAUUCUGAUGUGAGCUCAGGUUAGUGGAGGGAUACUUCUGUUUGUUACGCUUCUAUCUGAUGACAAAUUCCCUCCAUCACAUCAACAUUUUAUUUACUUUAAAGAUUUUCUUCACACCUUUUAAAAAUGUUUGUUUUUGCUAAAACUGUUUAACUGUGUAUCACUGUUAUUCAAACACGUCUCUGUUUAUGCUUGAAUCUGUUGGUUUCACUCGAGUUUCCUUUUAGGAUCAUCGAGUCAGGCUCAACAGCGUAAAGUAAGCUCCAGUAUGUUUCAUGUCUCACAAUGUGGACGUGAUAACAGAACUUUACGUUUUUGUAAAGAAAUGUUUUUUGUUUUUGUUUUGUUUUGCAUACUGUGCUGUCAACAAACCAUAAUGUCAUCACAUUUCAAUUAAUUUAAGUUAAACUUAUUACAGUAUCCAUGUGGCCUUUAUAUGUAACAAUAAAAAUGUAAUUACUCAUUCAAUUUAACAUGUCAAAGGUUUACAGCUGGAUCUUGGCUUCUUGCCUCAAACUUAAAGGAUUUAUGUCUUAAACUAUUCUUAUGUCAGCCUCUAUGGUUUGCACUGACACUGAGGGGCUAAAAGUUUAGUUUUAUAAUAGGAUCCAGUCAGAGUGUGUCGAGCCCUUGCAGUAGUUACUUACUUACAGUUUAUAUUAUCUUUUGAUUUAACUUCUAGCAGCACUGUCUAAUAUUUCAGACCUUCCUGCUGUGAUAUUUGCCCCCUCCUUCAUUUCCUUUGUGUUUUUCAUUUAUUAGACUUGCAUGUUCCAGAUCAUAAAAAAGACAAUAACCAGAGUAAAUAUCCCAGCAGCUGAGCUGGUGGGCAGCGCAGACGCUCAACUUUGUGAACGUGGACCAAAAAUGGGCCCAAUGUGGCUUAGAAACAGCUGCUUGAUUUUUUAUUUUUUUUACAUAAAAAAAUUUAACAAUUAUAAAAUUUGCACUUUACUUGUGAAUACAACUUUUGCUAACUCUGAUUUCAUUGCAUUAUCAUAAAACUGCUUUUUCUGUGCAGUAGAAACGAGCGAUACUGUAGGAGGCUGACAGUUUAAAGAGGACGUACAGUGGGAUGCAAACGUUUGUGCAACCUUGUGAAUAGUCAUUAUUUUCCUGUAUAAAUCGUUGGUUGUUACAAUAAUUAUUGCACACUUCCUGUAAAUCCAAUAAACUUCAUUUCACUUCUCAAAUAUCAUUGUGUGUGUCUCCUAUAUGAUAUAUUUAACUGACAUUUUUUAUUGUAACAACCAACGAUUUAUACAGGAAAACAAUGACUAUUAACAAGGUUGCACAAACUUUUGCAUCCCACUGUAACUCAUUUUUAUUGAGACUGAAGAUGAUUGCAUGUGCGAGUGCAUGUUUGGAGUCAUUGCACUGAUGGUACCAAUGUCUUCGCUCAUGGCAUUGUUAUGGAUUAGAAUCUGAGCGUCUGCAGUGCCUAAACAUUGUGCACAGUUUAGUAGAGAUAAAUGCAAUCGUAGGCUUACAAUUAAAAAACUGACAUCAAUCAAUCAAUCAAUCAAUCAAUCUUUAUUUAUAAAGCACUUUUCAUACAAAAAAUGUAGCACAAAGUGCUUUACAUGGUUAAAAGCAGCCCACCCCACCCUCUCACUCACUCCCCGCACUCUCAUUAACAGUUACAGGUAUGGUGCAGUGACUGUCAGGGUCAGAUGAUGUAAUACUUUGUGAAUGUAUCAUUAGGGUAUCAUGGACCAUCAAAAGUUCUCAUCCUCAUAAGAACAGUUGUGUUCAGGACAGUGUGCAUAGGAAACAACAUUCUGAAUAUGUGGCAGUGCAGCUGAGACUGUAAUCUUAAUGAGUCUGUGCACAGCUGCUGGUUUUUUGUUGUUUUUGUUAAAAGUAUUGAGCGACCUUUCUAACAAC